AUGCUCAAACCAAAUCCCGGAAGAAGUGUGGCGGCUUGGAAUCUAGCCGGAUACCUACCGAACGGCGGAGACGGAGACUCCGGUUUACUAGGAGGUGGUUCGGGGACGGUGAGGGGUUGUGCCUCUUCUUUUCUCCGCCGGAGGACGGUGAAGAGUGGUCUCUCUUUUACCUUUUCCCAUCUUAGAAUUCAAGAGAGUAGUGAAGGGCUGAUGGACUAUCCACCGGUUGGUCCCAACGUACCUGGUGGGCCACGUUAUUCACGUCCUCCGCAUUCUCCACAUUAUUCCCGAGACGAGAUUCAAGAGACUAGUGAAGGGCUGAUGGACUAUCCACCUGUUGGUCCCAACGUACCUAGUGGGCCACGUUAUUCACGUCCUCCGCAUUCUCCACAUUAUUCCCGAGACGAGAUUCAAGAGACUAGUGAAGGGCUGAUGGACUAUCCACCUGUUGGUCCCAACGUACCUGGUGGGCCACGUUAUUCACGUCCUCCGCAUUCUCCACAUUAUUCCCGAGACCAGAUUCAAGAGACUAGUGAAGGGCUGAUGGACUAUCCACCUGUUGGUCCCAACGUACCUGGUGGGCCACGUUAUUCACGUCCUCUGCAUUCUCGUAAACUUAUAUCUUAA
Molecule: messenger RNA, 627 nt
Organism: Microthlaspi erraticum
Lineage: Eukaryota; Viridiplantae; Streptophyta; Magnoliopsida; Brassicales; Brassicaceae
Source: the annotation of a GenBank genome assembly